Molecule: messenger RNA, 1920 nt
Organism: Rotaria socialis
Lineage: Eukaryota; Metazoa; Rotifera; Eurotatoria; Philodinida; Philodinidae
Source: the annotation of a GenBank genome assembly
AUGGGAGCAAUAAUUUCUAAAACUAAAAAUAUUCUUUUGGAACAAAAUAGGAAUAAUAUCUGGUAUGCUGUACUUCUUGGUAGCGGUGCUCUUAUUAUUAUCAGUGCUUCAAUGGCACGAAUAUCGAAAAAAAUUCUUCAAAAAAAUCACAAUUGUGCUUUCUUUGCCGAUCGAUCAAUAUCAUUCUUGUCGUCACAUCGUCCAUUAUCGGCCUCCACUGAACAGAUUGGUUAUGCUUCAAUUGAUGAAUUUCGUGAGAAAGUUCCAUUGACAACAUUCGACGAAUAUCGUUCUUAUAUCGAUCGAAUGAUGUCCGGUGGAGAAAAGAAUGUGCUAACUUCUGCUCGAUUAAUAUAUUUUGCUACAAGCUCGGGAACGACAGGAAAUAUCAAACUAAUACCUGUAGUUGAGACUUAUUUCGAAAAUAUAUCAAAACUACCAUUGGUUGCAUUUGCGGCCAUCUGGAGAUCUCUCUCGCCUACAUUUUUUCCUUCUCCUGAACAAAGAGCAUUCCAUUUACAAGGUGGCAAAAGAGCUGAGCUAUUUCAAAAGUCACAAGAUGACAUACCAAUCGGUCCUCUAACUCAAAUUACUUCAGCUAUUUCAUUAUUUAGUAGAAUGCGAAACCUAUCAUCAAUUUUAUAUAUAACACCUUUGAGUCUUAUUGAGCAAAUUCCUAAUUUCGAUACAAGUACAUUUAUUCAACUUACUUUUGCAUUAGCAGUUCCGGAUGUUAGUAUCUAUACCAUUCUCUUCGCUCCAGGAUUUAUUCACACACUUAAAAUGAUCGAAAAUCAGUAUGAAGAAAUUUGUCAUUGUAUUUCCUCGGCUAACUUUAAUCAUAGUACUCUUGUUCGAAAUAAUAUUAGUGAUACGAAACUUAUAGCCAUUCUGAACCGAACAUUAGACGAAAUAGCAAUUGAAUACGGAGGAUGGCCAUGCAGAUUGCAGCGUUCAGCCUAUAUUCGAACACAGUGUCAACAACUUGAUCUUCCUGGAAUUCUUCCACGUCUUUGGCCAAAUCUUAAAUUUGUAUCUACUGCAACAGGUGGCUCUUUUUCUAUUUACAAGCAACGGAUACAACACUAUUGUGGUGAAAACAUACCUUUGAUUAAUUUACCGCUGUAUGUAGCUAGUGAAGGGCUACUUGGAACUUUAGCAAGUAUUCAUACGGAUGAAUAUUUUUUGUUUCCCACAUCGGUAUUUUUCGAAUUCAUCCGCGAAGAAGAUUCCCAUCAAACUCAACCAAAAACUCUUCUUCUCUCAGAACUCGAGCCUGGAAAUCGAUAUGAGUUAGUUUGUACAAGUGAAGCUGGUUUUGUUCGGUAUCGAAUGGGAGAUAUUAUCACUUGUACUCGAUUUCUAUCUCGUGCUAAUGAUAUAGUUCCGCUCCCAUUAGAUCCAGUCGAAGUUCCUCCAAUACCCCUUGUUUCGAUUACAUAUCGUCUUGGCAGUAUUUUGGACGUAUAUGGUGAGAAAACAAGCGAACAACAUAUAAUGAAUGCUCUCAAUCGAGCAAUGGAUCGAUGGAGAGAACGAAAAAUAUCGAUUGACUUGCGCGAUUUCACAUCAUGUCCAAAAUUAGACGAAUUUCCAUCUAGAUAUGUUAUCUUUUUGGAGUUCAUGGAUGAAGGCAAUGAACUAGAUCACCAAAAACUUCUUCAACUACAAGAUGUUGUAGAUACUGAUGUUGAACGAGAACUAUGCGAAGUUAAUCCUUUGUAUAAAGACUAUCGAAAUUCGAAUCGACUUGGCCCUAUUAUAUGUAUUCUAGUUGAAAGUGGAACAUUUGCAGCUUUUUUACACGACAAAUUAAUAAAUGAUCGAGUCAGUCCUGUUCAAAUCAAACCGCAUCGAAUGUUAACAAAUGAACAACAUAUUCAAUUCUUUUAUGAUAAUCAAAUUUCUAAUUUCAAUUAA